AUGGCAGAUCAAGAUCCACCUUUUUACGAAGUCGACUCCGAUGGCACUGUUUCUACCAUGUCAUACGAAUCAUUCGAUAGGGACGAACCCAAUGCUUUUCAGAUUUCCAUUAAGCUGCCAACUUACGAGGUUCGCGACCCUACCGUCUGGUUUAAGCAGAUCGAAGCCGUUUUUGAAACGCACCGUAUUACCAGCGAGCGUACGCGUUACUCGUACGUAGUACAGUCUCCACAAUUUGACGUUGCAUACACAGUCCAGGAUCUUCUCGAUCCUAAUCCUAGGGAUCAGGCUUAUACCCAAUUGAAACAGGCUUUCCUCAGGCGCACGGCACAAUCUGCCGAUAGAAAGCUCAACCAGCUCCUCAACAAUGUGAAGCUUGGUGAUCAGACACCCUCCGCACUCAUGCGACACAUGCGCCACUUGCUAGCAGGUCGCACACAAACUCGCUGA
Dibothriocephalus latus is the source of this 450-nucleotide messenger RNA. The record is from the annotation of a GenBank genome assembly. Lineage: Eukaryota; Metazoa; Platyhelminthes; Cestoda; Diphyllobothriidea; Diphyllobothriidae.